Messenger RNA from Aspergillus affinis, 2910 nucleotides. Its product is annotated as UTP14 family protein. The transcript has 2 exons. Gene Ontology annotation, cellular component: nucleolus; small-subunit processome. Lineage: Eukaryota; Fungi; Ascomycota; Eurotiomycetes; Eurotiales; Aspergillaceae. Bases 1 to 2910 code for a protein of 969 amino acids. Gene Ontology annotation, biological process: rRNA processing. The record is from RefSeq and is a predicted model, not a curated record.
AUGCCUCGCAGGCAAACCCAGUUGCGCGGCCCUAAGGACCUGUCCUCUAAAAAGCAACAACAGCCCAAGAGAAAGAGCCGCAAGGCCCAGGAUGCCUUUGCUAUCGCCGAGAGUGAACUCCCCUAUAAACCGAAAAUCCGACGGAACCGACUAGGCAACGACGAUGAUUUGAUCAAGCGCAAGCGACACUCCGGCCAGGAUGAUAUGAAUGACGACGACUCCGAUGGUCCCGAUAACAAGCGUCGUCGCACUCGCGACGAAGGCGGCGAACUCGAUGAGAACGCUGGCAGUGACGGCGAAGGUCACCGUUGGAGGAUAGGAGAGGUUGACAGUGACAACGACAGUGAUUUGGACAGUGACGAAGCCAUGGGUUCUAGCGAUGAGGAAAGAUUCGAGGGGUUUACUUUCCGCGGGAGCUCAAAAAACCAAAACCAGCCAAAGAAGAAAACCGCGGAGACGAAGAAGCGCGCCCGUAAGAUUACGUUGUCCGAGGAAACAGAAGAGUCAGAAGAAGAAGAAGAUGAUGAGGAGGAGGAAGACGAGGAUGACCUCGGUGAAGACGCGAUCGAUCUGACGGCUGCCUGGGAUAUGAAUGUGGCCGCGGAGGAAGAGGAAGCCGCGGCGGCAGCCAAGGCAAAGAAGGUUGCCGCAGGAGAAGAAUCGGAUGAAGCCGACUCCGAAAGUGAGGAAAACAGCGAUUCUGAUGAGGAGAGUGAGAUGUCCAUGUUCGACGACGAAAUGAAUGGCGAUGAUGAGCAUGGGCUUUCCAAACUACAGAACUUUGUGAACUCGAUGGAACCCGAAUCUACUAAAAAAUCGACCAAAAGGCAUGGUGGCGGACAGGAACAUGCCAAUCCGACCGAGUUUGGGUUGACGUCUACUAAGAAACUCACCGUUGCCGACCUUUUGCCAUCAAUUACGGAUUCUCGCCUGAAGAACUCGCUGAAGCAUGUGGACUCUACAGCCUCGUCUCAAAAGCCGUCAUCCGGCAUCCCGGGAAAAUUGGAUGCCCCUCUUCCCAAACGCCAACAGGACCGGCUGGACCGCGAAGCGGCAUACGAGAAAAGCAAAGAAACCUUGGAUCGCUGGUUAGACACGGUCAAGGCAAACCGACGAGCUGAACACCUGAUGUUUCCCCUUCCCGACCCCGAGGGACAGCAGGUCCAUCGCAUAGCCCCUGCUCAACCCCGGAACGAUCUCGAGAGCACCAUCCAAAAUAUUCUUGUGGAGAGUGGUCUUGCUGAAAACAACGAGAAAGGUGGCGAGAAACAAGUGCAAGAAUUCGAAGAGCUACAAGCCCGGAAAUUGCCCAUUGAGGAAAUCCGCGCUCGUCGGGCGGAGCUGCGUAAGCGACGUGAUCUGCUGUUCCGAGAAGAGGUGCGGGCAAAGCGCAUCAAGAAGAUCAAAAGUAAAUCCUACCGUCGCGUGCACCGGAAAGAGCGCGAGAAGCUGGAGCAGCAGGAACGGCAGGCUCUCCUUGAGGCUGGGGUCGACAUGGAUGAACAAGAUCAGGAGGCAAACGAUCGCCGGAGAGCCGAGGCUAGAAUGGGCUCGAAGCAUAAAGAAAGCAAAUGGGCCAAGAGUCUGAAGCAGACCGGACGGACGGCGUGGGAUGAGGAUGCCCGACUUGGUGCCGCCGACCUCGCCCAAAAAGAGGAAGAGCUGCGCAAGAGAAUUGAAGGCAAGCGUGUUACUAACGGCGAGGAGGACUAUCUCGGCUCAUCGAGCUCGGAGUCUGAGGGCGACGACGAUCCUUGGGAUGAGGAGGCCGGCGCCGAGAAGGAAAAGCGCAAGAUUCACCAAAAGUUGAAAGAGCUGGAAGGUGAUGAAGAUGCCGAGCUCGAGGCCAAGGCCCCUCAUGCCAACUUGUUCUCCAUGAAAUUCAUGCAGAAUGCCGAGGCCGCCCGCAAAGCUCAGAACGACGCUGAAGUCCGGCAGCUCAAUCGGGAGCUUCACGGAGAGGAGUCCCAGUCUGAAGCUGAGUCUGAAGUUGGUCGGCGUAAGUUUGGCCAGUCAGAAACCGACAAGUCGGCCAAGGGAAAGCAUCAAGAACAUAACCGCAACGAGUUUGAAGAGGCCCCGGAUUCCGAUGACGAAGAGGCCCACAGACAAGGCCCUGAUGAGGACGUCAAAACUGUUCUUGACCGUCCUGACAAGAAGAAACCGGCUCGUUCCGAAACCAAGUCCCGCGGUCGUCCCGCAGGUGGUCUUUCGGAGCAAAAGGAGGAAGACGAUGCGGAAGAAAACCCAUGGCUAGUCCAGACGAAUCGAAACAACCGUCGCACAACGGCGAAUGACUCGCAGCAAACCGUUGACAUCGCGGUGAAUGAUGCCCAACCCAAGAAUUCAGGACCCAAGAGUGCCCCAAAGAAUCAAAAGAAGGCGGUCGCUGCCCCCAAGAACCCGCAGCCGAAUGAAGACAAUGAUAGCGACGAGGAAAGUGUCCCCGUGCUCCUCAAGAACCAUGAUCUCGUGAAGAGAGCAUUCGCCGGGGAUGAAGUUGUACAAGACUUCGAAGACGAGAAAAUGGACACAGUCAAAGAUGAAGGCGACCAGGUGAUUGACAAUACCAUGCCCGGCUGGGGUAGCUGGGCGGGCGAUGGCGUGAGCAAGAAACAGCAAAAGCGCCAGAAGCGUUCGAUCACCACUGUCGAGGGUGUGAAGCCCGAAAACCGAAAGGACGCCAAACUAUCUCGUGUGAUUAUUAACGAGAAACGAGUCCAGAAGAACAAGAAGUACUUGGCAACUCAACUUCCUCACCCCUUCGAGACCCGGGCGCAAUACGAGAGAUCGCUGCGCCUGCCUAUCGGUCCCGAGUGGUCUACCAAGGAGACUUUCCAAGGCGCAACCAAGCCUCGCGUGAUGAUCAAGCAGGGCGUCAUCAAGCCGAUGGAGAAGCCCACGAUAUGA